This is a messenger RNA of Orussus abietinus, 5791 nucleotides long. RefSeq names its product forkhead box protein P1 (gene jumu). The transcript has 4 exons. Gene Ontology annotation, molecular function: DNA-binding transcription factor activity, RNA polymerase II-specific; transcription cis-regulatory region binding. The record is from RefSeq and is a predicted model, not a curated record. The coding region runs from base 942 to 2564 and encodes 540 amino acids. Lineage: Eukaryota; Metazoa; Arthropoda; Insecta; Hymenoptera; Orussidae. Gene Ontology annotation, biological process: regulation of transcription by RNA polymerase II.
CCGUUCUUACCGGAGGAGACGUCUCGAGAGGUGACAGUGCCGCGCGAAAUCUUCUCCACCGCGUUAAGGAGACGUGCUCGGACUCGUGCGUGUAGCCUGUGUGUGUACGUGUGCAUUCCCGCCAUCAUCGCGCGUAGUGGCCUGUCCCGAGUGGGGCACCCUGCCACCCCUACCCCCCCGGGGCCAUUGGACUCGUCCGACGUUUCGACGCUUCCCCGUGCUCGUCUUCUCUCCCGAAAUCCCGAGAUUGCGAGAGAUACCGGGCGAAAGGGACGCGCCGUCGCGCGGGCGAGGGAUCGCCGGUGUUCGGGAGUCAAAAUAAUGCGGGGUUACCGCGUAAACUGUCAGUUUCCACGCGGGGCUCGGGCCGCGGCCAUUUUGAAGCGGGUAAGGUAGGGAGGUGGGGGCACGCGCUUAGCCUCGUCGCCGCCGCUCAGCCCCUCCGCUCGGUCUCGGCCGUCAGACCGCCGCCGUACGGUGCCCCGUGUACCUUGUGCUCGCGCCUCUUUUACCGCGCAGGCGUGUAUUUUUCACCGGCUACUCGCGUGCCCCGCGAGUGACGUCCGCGGCCAGUGGCAUAUCUCGAGCUCGGUCCCUCCGGGCGGCUCUCUCCUUUGUCGGCCAUGUGCAUUGGGUGUGCAAUUUAAAAUGUCCUCGCACCUCGCCGCGGCCGACCAAUAGCGCGCCGGCCCCACCGGUCACGUGAUCCAACCGGGCCAAUCGGCCAUACGGGAUUUGAAAUCGUGCGUGGUCUUUGUUCACGGCUCGGCCCGUCAACGUUGCUCCUCAGUUCCGUGAACGGGGGCCCCGUGUCGGUGUCCGUCUAUACAUGGUCGCUGCCCGAAAUCGCAUUUAUUCCACGUAAAUACAUAUAUGUGUGAGACCGGUGCGUGGACACGAGGACGACGUAACCCGAGGCUCGUCGUAUACACGUCGUGUGAAUGUUGGAUACCGAGAGCAGGCACAGCACUGGGCUGGAUCAGGGACCGACGAGGGACCCUUGGCUCACGAUGGACUAUUAUUUGGGCACCGACAGUCUCUCCCUCCAGGAGAUGUUGGACGUCGACAUCAAGUGCGAGAUCGAGGGUGUCAUCGGCGGGCAUCCGGAGUUAGGCUUCAAUUUCACCGAUCUCUCGCCCUUGGAGCUGGACGACGAUCCUGUUGGGUGUCAUGCCGACUUCAACGGUUGGUUCGGCUCGACGAGCUUGCUCAACGGGAAUAGCAAUAGCUCCAACAGUAAUUUCAACCUGGACCUUAGCGGGGGAGACGCAGCGACGAUAAUGGUGAACCCAAAUUCGGUGAUGCCCCACAUGGCGGUGCGCAGUCCAACGCCCGGAAGCAAUCGCCGGCAUUUUGUCUUCUCGCCGAAGGUGGAAGUAAAAGAGGAGAAGGUGGACCUCGAUGACGAGAACGAGACCGAGAACGACGCCGACAUGGAGCACUAUGAGAACGACCGGUACGAGAACGACAUCACGGAGACCGAAGACGACGAGUCCGAGGACGAGCAGGAGGAAGAGCCCGAAAGCAUCCCGAAGCCGAAGUCACCCCAGACGGCACCUGGCGUCACUAUCAAGGCCUUAUCGCCCCAGUCGAAGGCCCACCAGGCCAGCCAGAAGGCGAAUCCUAUCUCCAGCAUUAGGCUACAAGGCUUCAAGGUCGUCCAGAGUCCCCCGCAGACCCAGCACGUCCGGAAGCAGAUCUACAACAACAAUGUACAUAGUCCUGGCGCCACGACGGUCUCCUCGGUCAAGAGGGACAAGGACUUCGAGUUGUCCGAUUACGAUGAUAAGCCUUACCCCAAGCCUGCGUACUCUUACUCUUGCUUGAUAGCCAUGGCCCUCAAGAACAGCCAGACGGGCUCUUUGCCCGUCUCGGAGAUCUACAACUUCAUGUGCGAGCACUUCCCGUACUUCAAGACGGCGCCGAACGGCUGGAAAAACUCGGUGAGGCACAACCUGUCGCUGAACAAGUGCUUCGAGAAGAUCGAGAAGCCAGCCGGGAACGGGAACCAGAGGAAGGGCUGCCUGUGGGCGAUCAACCCGGCGAAGAUCGCCAAGAUGGACGAGGAGGUGCAGAAGUGGUCGCGGAAGGACCCCUCGGCGAUCAAGAAGGCGAUGAUCUACCCGGACCACCUGGAGCUGCUCGAGAGGGGCGAGAUGAAGUACGCCGGCAGCGGCGACCUCGAGGAGGAGACCGAGAGUUCCGGGGACGAGACCACGGAAGAGAGUACUGCCUACGACGAGCCCAUCAACGGCCACGUGGCCGCGAAUUCGGUCACCGACAGCUACGACGAGAGCAGCCAGGACUGCGACGUCGACAUCACCGAGCAGGUCUACGAUGAGAUCGACAUCGAGGACAACAAGGAGUCGCUGCACAUGCAGCUCAACAUCUCGAAACGGGAGCCCUUUGAGUACGAGCUAAGCCCCUCGGCCAAGAGGCAGAAGGGCCUAGCGGGGACUCUGCAGGGCAACUACGUCUACCAGCCCGUCACGACCUCCAGGAGGAAAACGCCCCUGCUCCUCAGGGCGGGCGCCGCCACCGGGUCCUUCCUCAAGAUCGAUUGAAGAUCUAGCUUUUGUAGGCCGUAGCUUGUAAGCCGACCUCGGAUCCGAGGCGAGGUUCCUCGUGCGUCAUGCGCUGCGUUUCAACAUCCUCGAAGGCUCUUCCGUGCCUUCGUGAGAGGACGCAGCGUGUCGGGAGCGCUGGAGAAUGUUUCUCCGAAAGCGGUCUUCGGCUUCUGACGAUCUCUGGCGAUUUACUUACCGCGAGCGGGAUUUCCUUUUCGGGAUUGAUACGGCUUAGGAUGAGAGUUGCGAGGCGGAGGGACUCUUAUGGCGUGGCACCCUCGCCAGGGAUCGAAGGCUCCCAGAUGUCGGUGAUUCGACGAUCGAUUUCGAGGGAACCGAUUUUCAGAGGAUGCAGGGUUCAAUUGGAUCCUUUUCUCUUUACCUGGUAGAAGAUUCGCGAUAAAGACCUCUGGGUGGCUUCACGGCGAAACGCGAGAGUCCUUCCUUUUAGUACUCGUCGCUCAUCCUUAGAACCUUGAGUGGUCUAAGUAGAGGGAUUCUGUUAAUAUUCUGGGAAGUACUUGUAUAGGAAAUCCCGCUCGUUAGGUGGUAGAAUUGUUAAUAGUGACGCUUAGAGAGUAUCCUAUCAAUCGAUGAGCCUCGAGAGAGAACUCAUGGUCUUUGGGACCGAUGUUCAAGUAACUAUUAGGCAGGAAGUCGUACGUCGUGCCGAGGACGUACCUAAUUACAAGCAUGAAGUUUUUGUGGCGAUGCUGCACCGUUUAACUCGGUCCUUUGGCCAGAUUCUCAUUAAUCGGUCGACGAGGCAAUGUCGCGGUCCUGCGCAAUUGUACAUACAGGAUUACACUUCCUUCGAUACACGCCGAUAAUGUUCUACUUUUUGAGAUUUUCGGGAUUCCUGAGUGAUGUCGUGUGCGACAGUCAUCGAAAAGUCUGAUAAUUUGGAGAUAAAAUGCCGCGCUUCGCUAGGCUGAUUUAUAAAUCUCUUCAAUUUUGUACAAUUCUCCAUACCGUCAGGUAUGGAGGUUUCAUGACUCUUAUUUAACGUAUAUCUCUAGGAGCUUGGGUUUGAAUUUGACCAGGCGUAGAUAUCUAGUUUGGAUCGAAUUUCAAUCUGAAGUAUACAUUUGAAUUGGAUCGCGAACGGUUCGUCAGUGAUCGCAAUUGAUCGACCUUAAGUGCGAGUCGGACUUGAGCUCCAACAAGAAGUCAAGGAACAAAGGCUCGAAUCUGUCCUAGGAUUACUCUAGUACGCACGACGUGUGCGUAAAAGGCGCGUUUUCGUUGUCGUUCACUUGUCAUCCAGCGAGUCCACGACUGCUCUUGACAGACCGAAACAGACUUAAGGUUUAACUUAGCUCGUUAAGUAUUUGGUCAGCCCAUUGGCCAGACUGAUGUAUUAUACUUUUUAUACAUUGCUGGACUAUAAGUAGUUAUUGUAAAUGUUUCUUGCAAGUGUAUACCUGACGAGGCAUUGAAUUACGUAGAUUUUGCUUAUACAGGUAGAGUACAAAACGGGGAAGGCACCCGCGAAAGGAUCCGACAAUGUAAAGUUUUGUAGAAUAGCGGAGAUUUGGGAAUCGCUCGGCUUGUAAUCUAAUUUCUCGGGGGCCGACUAGACGUGUCGGCUCUUACCUCGCGACUGUAAAACACGAAGUUUCCUCAGGAUCAAAUGUCGAAUUUACCUUCCACCCGGGAAGGUAAUCGUUGCUUAAGUAACGGCGACCAGUCCGUCGCGUUCACCUACAGCACUACUUAACUUUGUAUCGUAAAUGUGUCCGAAUACGUCGGUAGGAUACUUUUUUAAUGCUGCGACCUAAUCCAGAUAUACGGAGAAUCUAUGUGGAUGAUCUGUGCUCGUUAUUCCCUGGUGAAUCAAUUUAUCUGGCCGCAGCUUUAAAAAUCCAUCUCCGACUGGAGCGACCGCGAAAGAGAGUACUGCAAUGUAUUACUAAGAUAGGGGACUGUGUACAGUUGUAUAUAAGCGAAGAGACCCAGUUAGUCGAACUUGAAUUACCGGAAGAAAGCGUUUACACUAUGACGACACGUCGCUCCGAAAUUCAUUUCUCCUACACCGUCGAGAUUGUUCUUAACGCAUUCGCGACUUCGUCACGUAUUGGGGCACCCGACGUGCCUUUUCGCCCGUGGACCUCUAUCGAACGGCUCGAUUUAACCGAGACCAAGGAAAUUACGAGCGUACUGUUAUUCUUUUUCACCUGGCGAGCCAGGUGCACAAGGCCGAUUUGCAUUUACUCAACCAGCCGUUCCACUCGUCUGACUUUAUUCCAAGCGUCGUCGUUUAGCGCGUUUCCUCCUUCGGGGCCUUCUUCAAGGGUUGGUCGUCGACUUGACAUCCUCGCGAUGGGAUCACUUUUUUGGCUUUAAGGUGUACAGAGGCUCCGUUAAAUCCGCAAAUAAUGGGACCAACCUAAUACAGUCGGUUUAAGUUUAAUCUGUAACGUGUAAGCGUCUUUAGUUUCUCAUAAGCAGGAUCGAAUCGAUUUAAACAUGAGCUUUGUAUAGACAAUGUUGUAUUCUUGUAAAUAUGAUCCUCUUUUCUUUUCUUUUUUUUUUCUUUUUAGAAUAAACAUCGGUAGCUUUUAAUUUAGACCUUCCGUUAGUUUAUUAUUAUUAUUUUUUUUCUUUUUAUACGCGCAUUAAUCUUACUCGGUUUUGUGCACACGCAGGAUUAGGGAACACCUCUGGUGGAAUAAAUAUUUGAUGGAAGUUUCAGAGAGGGUAACGUUUGGCCUAGCGCGAACUCGUGAUUCUUUUGAUGCAGAUUUCUUCUGUACGUUCGAUCGACUGAAGCGAGCACGUCGUGCAUGAUCGUGAUUUGUCUUUUUUUUUCCUUUUUUUUUUUUUUUUAGUUGAAAUACCUCUUAACGUGCGAAAUUCUUGUUUCGAAACGUCCUUAUAUUUAAUGACUUUAAUUCGAACUAAUCUGUUCGUAACUCGAUUCAUUGUAUAUAUCCAUGACAUUGUGUGAUUAUAUUAAGGUAUAUUCCUUCCGUAACGCACGGCACAGGAUAACAUGUUUCUUGAGAAAUUUCGAUGCUACAGGUUCUACCUAGCUUGGUGAUAUUAAUUUCCGAUCACGAUAAGGACACGUUUCAACUUUUUUAAAUUAUCUGUCACAGGUGCUUACCGGCAUAAUUACGAUUAUACGAAUCUAAUGCAGAGCGAUUAUUCAGGUGUGUGGCAUCAAAGUGUACCUAUGUCCAAAAGAAAAUAAAUAAUUGGGUGUCAAUCUGAAAAUUCAA